Panthera uncia (snow leopard) is the source of this 2259-nucleotide messenger RNA. RefSeq names its product BAR/IMD domain containing adaptor protein 2 like 2 (gene BAIAP2L2). Bases 286 to 1875 code for a protein of 529 amino acids. Gene Ontology annotation, cellular component: cytosol; nucleoplasm. Lineage: Eukaryota; Metazoa; Chordata; Mammalia; Carnivora; Felidae. The record is from RefSeq and is a predicted model, not a curated record. Gene Ontology annotation, molecular function: protein binding. Gene Ontology annotation, biological process: positive regulation of actin filament polymerization; actin filament bundle assembly; plasma membrane organization. The transcript is spliced from 14 exons.
CAGGGGUAAAUAAUUGAAGGGCAGGUCACACGAACCUGCCCGCGUCACAGGAUGCCUUCCCCCCGGGUCUGGUUACGCCCCAGAUCACAUUCUGACAUCCCUGGCUGGUGAAUAAUUAAGCUGCCACCUCCCCGGCCACCACCGGCAGGCCCUCACCUCCGUGCUACUCUGCAGGAUUCUUCACUCCCUUAGAGCAGUGGGCACUGGAGGGGACUGACCCUCGGCGCUCCCGACCCUGCCAGCACCCCCAGCCUCCUGCUCAGCACCUGGGUCGAAGCCCACUCCAUGGCCCCCGAGAUGGACCAGUUCUACAGGUCCACCAUGGCCAUCUACAAGGGUAUCAUGGAGCAGUUUAACCCUGCCCUGGAGAACCUGGUGUACCUCGGGAACAACUACCUCCGGGCCUUCCACGCUCUGUCCGAGGCGGCUGAGGUAUACUUCAACGCCAUCCAGAAGAUCGGGGAGCAGGCCUUGCAGAGCUCCACCUCGCAGAUUCUGGGGGAGAUCCUGGUGCAGAUGUCAGAUACCCAGCGGCACUUGAACUCCGACCUGGAGGUCGUGGUGCAGACGUUCCACGGAGAUCUGCUGCAACACAUGGAAAAGAACACGAAGCUGGACAUGCAGUUCAUCAAAGACAGCCGCCAGCACUAUGAGAUCGAAUACCGCCACCGAGCCGCCAACCUGGAGAAGUAUAUGUCUGAGCUGUGGCGCAUGGAGCGCAAGAGGGACAAGAAUGCGCGGGAGAUGAAGGAGAGCGUGAACCGGCUGCACGCACAGAUGCAGGCCUUCAUGUCCGAGAGCCAGCGGGCAGCUGAGCUGGAAGAGAAGCGGCGUUAUCGUUUCCUGGCCGAGAAGCACCUGCUGCUUUCCAACACCUUCCUGCAUUUUUUUGGCCGGGCCCGGAGCACGCUCCAGAACCGCGUGCUGCUGUGGAAGGAGCAGUCGGAGGCCAGCCGCAGCCCGUCGCGCGCCCACUCCCCUGGCCUGCUGGGCCCCGUGCUGGGGCCGCCCUACCCCUCGGGCCGCCUGACGCCCACCCGCCUGGACAUGCCCCAGCGGCCGCUCGCGGAGUUCAGCUCCCCGCGCAGCCGGCACGGCUCCGGCUCCUACGGCCCCGGCCCCGAGCCCGCCUCCGAGGCGAGGUCCGCGUCCCAGCUGGAGCCAGACCGCCGGUCGCUGCCCCGGACGCCGUCCGCCUCCUCGCUCUACGCCGGCAGCACCCAGCGCUCGCGCUCCAACUCCUUCGGCGAGCGCCCGGGCGGCGGGGGCGGCGGCGGGGGCGCCCGGAGAGUCCGCGCCCUCGUCUCCCACUCGGAGGGCGCCAACCACACGCUGCUGCGCUUCUCGGCCGGAGACGUCGUGGAGGUGUUAGUGCCAGAGGCCCAGAACGGCUGGCUCUACGGCAAGCUGGAGGGCUCGUCCACGAGCGGCUGGUUCCCCGGGGCCUACGUGAAGCCUUUGGAGGAGGUGCCUGUGAACCCCACGAACCCCUUGACCCCAGUGACCUCCAUGAACCUGAUGAACCCUAUGAAUGAGCUACCUUCCAGAUCCUACCCCCUCCGGGGCAGCCACAGCCUUGAUGACCUCCUGGGCCGGCCGGGCAACUCUACAGCACCCUCGGAGUACUGGGACGGCCAAUCCGGCUCCCGAACCCCAAGCCGGAUACCGAGCCGCGCCCCCAGCCCUGCACCUCCGCCCUUGCCUAGUAACCGCCGAAGCAGCGUAGGCAGCAUGGGGGUGGCGAGUGACGUCAAGAAACUUAUGUCCUCGGAACAGCACCCUCCAGAGCUCUUCCCUCGGGGCACAAACCCCUUUGCCACCGUAAAGCUGCGGCCCACAGUCACCAACGACCGCUCAGCGCCCCUCAUCCGCUGAGGCGCCCUCAUCCAUCCGGGGUCUGAGCUCGUCCCCACACCUGCCCAGGGGCUGUCGGGAGCUGGGGGCAGCAGCAGAAGCAGCAGCGGUGGACCCAAGAAGCCGGGGCCCUGGAACUGGGGGUGGCUGCCCCUCCCAGGGGACUGACCUGGGGUCCGGGACCUUCAAAGUAAAGCAGGCAGAAUGGGGGACAGGACAGUCUCUUCCCCUCCAAGGGCCCCAGGACUCUCCCUGGGGGCCUGUCUCGUGCACCCCACCCCCUUUCCCCUUCUCUGCCCCAGGAGGGAGGAGCCCCGCACACCCCCUUCCCCACCCCCCCAUACGUCCUCCGGUUUAACUUUUGUAAACGGGGAGAAAUAAAGCAAGGAGACAGCAGCAGGAGUG